Messenger RNA from Clupea harengus (Atlantic herring), 10426 nucleotides. RefSeq names its product transcription activation suppressor family member 2 (gene tasor2). Lineage: Eukaryota; Metazoa; Chordata; Actinopteri; Clupeiformes; Clupeidae. The record is from RefSeq and is a predicted model, not a curated record. Gene Ontology annotation, cellular component: nucleoplasm. Gene Ontology annotation, biological process: negative regulation of gene expression, epigenetic.
ACAUAGCCUUUACUGACAGCAGCAACAACCAGCAAGCAACCUGACUUACAUUGAGGAAGUUACAAAAUGGCAGACUGGUACUUCUUAACUUUCUGUUUCUUUCUUGACAAGUUAGGUUUCGUUUAAAGUCUGGAGCGAACCGCCACCGUCCUUAACGAGUAAGAUAUAGGCUAAUGCAGAAAUAUAAUGACAAUAUUUGCAAAAUAAGGAUACCGGUAUUCCAGCCUUAAGUCUCCCAUUAACUGUUUAUGACAUCUCGCUUCCUGGUUGCAACAUAUUUUCCCAAGAGGACCUAACCGAGCAAGCCAGUGGCGUAACAAUGUGUUGUCUACAGUAAUACGGAAUUUGAGCAGCCAACGAGUAACACAAAGCUACUGAUUUAUGACAUUUUGGAUUACUUUUUUUGUUGCUGAUGAUGACAGACUCUUCUGAUGUUCUUCAAAAGGAGAGAAAACAGACUGACCAGAAACUCCGCUUCGCUAGCUAGCCUAAUCAUGGAGAAUGAUAUCAGACCGAGAGAAGGUCUUUUGGAGCCAGUGCUUCCAGGUUCAGCAAUAUUUGAUGACAGUAUUCUGCCCCCCUUAUACAACUCUUACCUGUAUGAGGAGUCUAGGAAGUCUUUCAUUUACAGUUCUGCACAUCUGAUAAAUAAUGAUAUCUUGCAGAAACGAUACGCUGCCUUCCGAGUGGAGAAAAGAGAGAGAGGCUACACUGAGGAGGAACUCGAAGAGUCGUUUGGCUUCCUGUUGUUUGAGGAUGAAAGCAAGGCAAACAAACUUGGGGAUAGUGGUCUACUCACUGGUCACAGCACAAUCUCUACGCUUGGAGAUCCUUCAAAGGGAGUGUGUGUUUCAAAGUACUCAGACUGCCUGGACGUGAAACGAUGGUACUGUGGGAAGUCGGGGUAUAUUGCUAUAGUGAGACUCACCAAGGGCAGGGUGAAAGAAGAGAGUGAGAACUACACAGUGAACUUCACAGUUCCCACAGAAGGGUUUGAUUGCCAUGAGUCAGAUCAGCUUAGAACAGUCACAGCCACUACCAGCUCCUUUCUGGCAUUCGAGAGAACUCAGCACUACAUGUAUGAGCUUUUGAAUGGAGGUAAAGACACAGAGAAGUGUCCUAGGCAGGUCUGCCCAUUUGCAAUAGUGGCAUUCUCAUAUGAAAAAGCAGAGCCGGCUGUUCCUGAGUCAUCAGAGAAAAGUCAAGAGAAAACAGUGUUUUGCUACCAGCCCUGGACAGGCCAAUUGGUGAUUGACUCUUUCGUCUAUGAAAUUGGACUGAAGUCCAGCAGUGGAGCUUUGUUACCAGCGCAACUCCCGAAGACAUUAAGGAUCAAAAGUGUAAUCAGAGUAUCUGAUCUGACGAUGUUAUUGCCAAAGGAAAUUUUUGAAACCUGUUUUUCUGGUGAAGUUAUGGUGGGAGGAAAAUGUUGCAGUCUUUAUGAAGUGGUAUCCACUGAGGCAGAUGACAACCUUCUCUCACUUCUCACUGGAAAGCUGAAAGAGAAGGACAUAGCUCUUGUUUUUACGUUGUGUGACUCUGGCUUUUUCGUGCUGUUACACUCAUCUUACUUCCUUUCUUAUGAAGAUGCGAACUCUGAGAAAACAGAGGCGUUACAAGGCUUGUUUAUAUUCCCAGAAUCUCGAACUAUACAGCGAGAUACUAAGAGUUGUCGAAAAAAGUCACCAGUAUCAUCUGAGAUUCUUCAAGUCCUGCCAGCAUUGAACUAUGCAGAGACAGAAGUGGAGAAGUCUGGCCCAGGGCAGCAUGAGAAAAUCAGAAUACUUAUGGAGAAACACCUUGAGCAUUAUGGGACUCUGAUUCAUCCAGGAUUGCAGAGCAGUCCCCCAAGGGAGGCCAGUAUGUUUCCUGACCAGUAUGAUGUGCCCUAUGUGUUCAAACACCUUUUUCCAACACCAAAGUGGACAGAAGUCAUCCAGUUGCAAAUGAGAUCGUACUUGGAUCAGCCUCGCUCCUUUGAGUUUCCUGUGAAAAGGGCUACUGAGCUGCUUUGGGUUGGUCGAGAGCAGCGUAGAGAUGACCCGGAUGAUGAGGUGUAUUACUGCAUCUCAUCACCAGAGGAGGCUUCUAGGACUCCAACAAGGGAAUGGCUUGAGAAGCCUUUGGAAGCAGAUGUCAGCUGCCCUACUGACACAUUUAGGGGGAUUAACUCUGCUGCUGAAGAGUUAUCAGACCGUUAUGAGCCGCCAGAGUCACCCCCUGAAUCAAUGCAGCAUGAUCUGUCUGACUUAAGUAAAGGGAAUACUGAGAUAAUGAGCAAGGAAAGCAGUCCUGCCGCAAAAACUUCACCUACAACUUUGGGGGUGGAACUUACAGUAGCAGCAGUAUCCACGGAGAUAUCACCACCUGCAGCUGCAGUGGUCACACAGGAAGUCUUGACAGAGUCAUUUUCAUCACUGACGUCCACAGAUUUCCCAAAGGAGUGUGUAUUUGCGAACUCUUGUGAUGACCAGACACUGAAGAUUAGCUCAUCUGCUCAGGAAGUGAUGACUAAUGAAAGUACACUCCAUAUCAGUUCAAAGACCAGUGUGCCUAUGGAGGUUAGUGAUGCCAAAUGUGCUGAGACUGAGGCAAAUGUGGCUCCUUGCCCAGAAAUGGAGAACAAAGCACCCACCAAACCUGACUGGAGGACGCUACCUCGGCGUCGAGGCAGGAAACGCAAGAGAAUAUUGAAACCACCUGUGUCAAAAAUUAGCUUAAAGCAGUCCAGCAGUUUAUCUCCCAAUGUUGCAGCAGAGGUCACAGAUGACCGUUGUGUGGGGGCUGAACAGAACCAACCAAAUACUGAAAAAGUUCAGUCAAGCCUGCAGAAACGGAACAGUGAAGAUUUUAACAAGACAUUUGUUGAUCAGGCUGAAUUGCAACCCAACAAUUCUGCAUCCAGUGAAUGUUUGGAAAAUAGUUAUUCCCAGAGUCAGGAAAGAGAAGAAAACCAAUCAUCUGACUCAGAAACUCCCUCUAAAACUAUGUGUAGGAGUUUUCCUAGACGUUGUAGGAUAGAGCAGAACAGUCAAACUGAUGUACCCAAGAGGGGUAAGAAAGAGAUUUUGGGAGAAUGUAGUAUAGAGACUACAAGAAGCCAUCCACCAAAAAGGAAGAUGGACAGACCAAGUCUAAGGUGUGACCUAAAAACUAUAAUUACUGACUGCGGAAGGAUAUUUGUUCCCCAUGGCACUGAAGUGUUCGAUAAGGAUUUAGAGUUAGCGUUGAAGGGGCAGAAAACAGCUGAUGAUGAGAGUGGUUUGAAGAAAACCGAGGUUGAAGAGUCAAAAUCGCUUUCAAUAUCUUCAGAUAGAGCAGACAGUGUAGGCAUCAGUGAGACCGUAAAUGAUGAAUUGGUGCCAAAAGUAAUGGAUGACAAAGAGGAUUCACUAGCUUUGACCAAAGACAUAGGAGCAACUACAGAACACGCAAAGGAAUCCCAAGUUCAGAAUCCAGACAGGCCCUCAUCUUUAUGUCAGUCAGAACAGAAGUCUCCCACUGUUCAUGAACAACACAACACUGGAAAUGAGUCUUCCAGUGAAUCAAAGUUAGUUAUAGAUGAGGCUAAGGAACCCUGUAGCACAGACUCUUCUCAAAAGAAGAAGAAAAGAAGUGCUGAAUACACUAUUAUUUCAAUCAGUCAGUUAAGAACUGUUUUGAGGAGAGGCAAAAAAGAUGCUGCUUCAGCUGCGGAGAAGACAAAAGAAGUUGAAACAAGUGAGUCUGAGCCUAAUUUAAAGAGACUUAAAGAUGAUGUUCACAGCAACGAUGACCGUAAAAACAACAGUGACAGUGUCUGUGAGGGUAACUCAGACCAAGCCAGCCCAGCAACUCCCACAACUGAGGAUUCUGAGGGCCUUCGGCAAAGUCAGAAACAUCAGAGUUUGCUGGAUUCUGCACAGGAACCAUCUGACAAAAAAACCCUGGAACCUGGCAUGAAACUGGGUAAAGACUUGAAUGAGCUGACUCAAUUUAAAGAUGUGCCAUCGCCUAAAAAGGCAUCAACAAUUAGAAACAAACGUGCCAAUCCCCCAAGAAAAUUGCGUAAGAGGAAAGCCGUCUUCAAAGAAAAUGAGUGCCUCAGUUUUGACACAGCAGCAGCUCAUAACACUGACCAAUUAAACCAAGCUCAGUGUCAAACAGCUAAUGACCUCACUGGGCAUGUGUUGGAAGAGCCAUGUGUUGGUUCAGAUGAGAAGAGCUGCGGUCUGGAAGGAGUUGUCAACGCUGCAUGUCUGCCAGCUGAUGCUCUGACCUUACUGGCUGACAUAGCCCUCAGUGGCAAUAGUGGCAAAAAUGAAAGAAUGUUGCAAAACCUUCAAGUAGGUCUAGAGAGCAAGCUCAGUCAAAGACAGGGAAGGCAAGACAGUGUGAAGGAAAGUGGCUCUCAAGAGGCAGUGUCUGUCCUUCAUGCACUGCUGGGGCACCCUGCUGACAGAUUCACGAUACCCUCAAAGUCUCUGUUGUCAAAGGCUCUUCUUAUGAAGGGGCAAUGUGUUGUGGUCAUUUCGAAAGAUCAUUCUUACUCACAGCCACCAUCUCUGAUGUUAGGUUUGUCAGGUGCACCUCUCAAGGCUUUCUCAAGAAGUACAGAUUCCCUCACCCUGCCAAAUUCUCUGAGACUGCAAGGCAGACCUUUGAGUAGCAAAGAUGACAGGAUACUGCUACAAGUACAUCGCGAGGCCUCCUCAGACUCCUGGGAUAAAACACGUGUAAACAUAAAUGGAUGGGAGCCACCCAUGAAACAGCUGAUGUCGUCCAUCUCCAAGGAUGUGCCGAGGUCUAAACGGCAUAGACAGAUUGUUGAAAAAGAGGGAUCAAUUAAAGUGACAAGACCGUGGCAGGAACAAUAUGACUUCAGCCUGGACAGCAAGUUCACAAAUGACCCACAUGAUAAGACUGUGACGAGAGCACUGCACGGCCCAUGGGAUUUCAACAUCGGGGACAGUCCUCAAGAAGUCCAUCUGAUCUUCCACAUGUGGAUAGGUCUGUUCUACAGCAGAUCAGCAUCCAGAUUUUUUCACAUCGACCCAAAAUGUCUCAUGCAAGAUGGUGGAUUUACAAAGUUACCUGAUGAAGUUGAACUUCACUCCACUUCAGAAUUUUCUAAAUCUAAGGGGAUUAAAGUCUCAUCACAGUUCAACACCUCUUUGACGACAGUUCCCUCACCACUGCCUUCUGAGCCUGGGGGUUUAAAUCAAAGGGAUGAGACUACGAAAGCCUCCGCAUCUUCAUCUGAGGUGUUAGAUCUGUCACUGAAAGGUUGUAGGCCAUUGGACCUUACGUCUGCAAAUACCAAGACAAGGGAAUCCUCCAGUGAAAGACAUGACUCACAAUCUUUGGAAAACCUUGGUUGGCCUACAAACACAAACACCAAUAGUCCAUUGAGUGAAAGAAAGUCAGAGCUCGUCUCAACCAACAAUGAUUCUCAGUUCAGAGUCUACGAUGUUGUUGGGAGCAGUUACCAUGUGAAUGAUGUCACAAACUGGCCCCCGAAAAGCAGGGAUUAUGUUCAUGUUCAACAGGCAGCAAAUACAUGGAGUGAAACACAGAAGUCUUCUGACAUACUUCUGCCUGGCACCAAAGAGCUGGCCCAGCAGGGCAGUAGUGCAACUGUUGUUCAAUUAAACAGUACUGAUCAAAUUGGUCAUAAAGAAGACUCCAUCUCCUCAGUGGCAAAAUGUACAUCUCCAAAUCACACUGAAGACGUCUUUGCUCGUGGGGAAUCUACAACAGUGCCCCCAGAUAAUGGGAGCAAUGUUUUUAUCAAUCAUGAUAGUGUUGUCAAACCCCUUGGACAUGUGUCGGUAAAGAGUAAUACUGUUUCUUCUGUUGAAGCAACAGCGUCUGUACCAACUGAUAAUGACUCUUCUGCUGAAACAGCAGUGGCAGUUAAUGAUCAGAAUGAUUCUAAAAUGGAGACUGUCAUGACAGUGCAGGACCAGAAUGAUUCUAAAAUGGAGACUGUCAUGACAGUUCAGGACCAGAAUGAUUCUAAAAUGGAGACUGUCAUGACAGUGCAGGACCAGAAUGAUUCUAAAAUGGAGACUGUCAUGACAGUUCAGGACCAGAAUGAUUCUAAAAUGGAGACUGUCAUGACAGUUCAGGACCAGAAUGAUUCUAAAAUGGAGACUGUCAUGACAGUUCAGGACCAGAAUGAUUCUAAAAUGGAGACUGUCAUGACAGUGCAGGACCAGAAUGAUUCUAAAAUGGAGACUGUCAUGACAGUUCAGGACCAGAAUGAUUUAGGCGCUGAAACAGCAGUGGCAGUUCAUGAGCAGAAUAAUUCUGAAGUUGAGACUGUCAUGACAGUGCAGGAUGCAAACAAUUCUAAAGAUGACACCAUCAUGAUUGAGCAAUAUCUACAUGAUCCUAAAGCUGAGACCACCAUGCAGGAUACACAUGGUUUGAAGGCAAGUGUAAUUUUGGAUGUACAUGGUCCAAUUGAUUCAAGGGUUGAAAUGGUACAAGAGCAGACUGAUCCCAGCACAGAGAGCACCAUGACUGUGCAUGAUCCAAGUGAUUUAAAUUCCCAUACCGUCAUGAUGGUGGAUGAUCCAAGUGACUCUAAAGUUGAGACGGUAAAGAUUCCGCAUGAUCAAAAAGAUAGUCAAGCUGAAACCACCAUGACUGAGCCAAAGCAGGAUGAUUCUGAAACUGAUCCGGUCAUUAUUGUAUGGAAUCAGAAUCAGACUAAACCUGAAACGGCAGUGGCUGUGCGGGUCCCAUAUGAUGCUGAAGUUCAACCAGUCAUAACUGCACAGAAUCAGAAUGAGGCUAAACCUGAAACCGCAGCGACAGUGAAGACGCCAAAUGAAGUUCAGCCUUGCUUAGCUGUGCAGAAUCAGACUGAGAUCCAACCGGAAACAGCAGUGGCUCCACAGGCUCCACAGGAUUCUGAAGUUCAACCAGCUGUAACUGAGCAGAAUCAUGACACUAACCCUGAAACAGCAGUGGAGACCCAUAAUGACUCUGAAAUUAAGGCAAAUCUGAAGAUGAAUGAUCAGACUGGAUCAAAACCAAGGACGCCAGUGGUAGAAGGGGAAGAGAGUAACACUGAUGGUGAAACACAGGCAUUAGUACAGAUUAAUCUGAACACAGAAACAACAUCAGAAGAGAAUAACCGUUAUUCUGAAGAUAAAACAGUCAUGGAUUUGAAUGAAAAACAUGUACAAGUGCAUAAAGUGCUGGCGUAUUCUGUAAAUGAAUAUGAACACAAGGUACCCAUGGAGGUACAGCGAGAUUGCAACCUGGAAUGUGAGAAAUCCACUGCAGGUAAUGAACGUCGAGCCGACACAGUCACGGAGACUAGGGAAGAGAUUGACACAGUCAUGAAGGCUAUGGAAGAGAUUGACACAGUCAUGGAGGCUAUGGAAGAGAUUGAUCAUCAAAGUGCGGAACAUGAGAUUUUGCUAGAGGGGGCAGUAGUGAAAGCAUGGGAGGAUGAAAGCGAUCAUGAAGGAAAUGUGGAUGAAGAUUUAACAUUAACAAGAGAGCGAAAUGAGCAAAUGAAACAGUCAAGAAGUAUUGUGGCAGGAGAGACAAAGGAUGAGUCCAGUGCAGGUGGGACUGAGACGCCAAAUGAUGUAGAAGAACAACAGAAAACAAGCAAAAUGGCUGUGUUGACAUCAAGUCAGGUAGCACAUGAUCCAUGUCAUAUAACCAAAGUGCAUGAAUUAAAAGGCAUUGAGGACAAGAGAUCUCUCACUCCUACUGUUGACGAGAUACCUGAUAAUGCUAGUGUUUGUGUUGAUGAGCGAAGUCAUACCAUGGGUACAGGCAGUGCCCUCAGCCGAAGCUCUACCCCAACACAGGAUGAACUUCCAUCAGAUUGUGGAUCUGCUGCUUGUGAGCCUAGUUUUCAUGAGGCUCGUUCAGACCCUUAUGACAAAGCUUUGUAUGACACUGAAGGACUGGAUUUAGCAGCUCUUGGCCAUAUGAUCUCGUGGUUCAGGAAAGAACGAAAUAAUAAACGGGAGUUUAACUCUAGGCCAAGACAGAAUUCAGGGCCCUCACAACUCUCAACAAGACUUGCUACCUCCGUUGACAGCAGUUCAAGCCAGUCAAGUGGAAAGAUUCACUGGAAAUAUCCUAACAGUGUUAGCCAGUUCAGCUCAAAUAAGGGUCUCAAAGGGAGUUUCUUAGACUAUAUGGAGUCAAAUGUACAAAGCACCGAAUCAUAUAAGAUGCAGUGUGAGGAUGUUUCUAUGACUGAUCAGGAAUUUAAGUCAGAGGAUGUAACUUCACCAUUCCAUAGACAUAGUAGUAUGGACCCAUACGCCAGAGAUUCAGAGUCGAUUCUCAAAGUUCUCUCAAAGAGAACACCACAUGACCGUUUCCAUUCUAUAAGUGAGGCCAGUACAAGGAGGGACAGGAAAGAAAAACAAGUCCAAACUAAUCGAGAGGAAGAAAUUCUUGACACUGAAUCAGACUCAAUAACCAGAAUGGAAGAUAAACUACAAGAAUGGGGUUGUUGGAAAGAUUUGUAUUCAACUAAACAAAAGCAUUCAUCAGGGAGCCAUUGUCAGCAGAGGAGAAAUCCAGGACACAUUGAUACUUCUGGUAAGACUUGGCACUGGGAGGAAGAGGAAGAGGAACUUCAUGAUGCACUAUACUUUGGUGUGAACAGUACGUUUUUGAGGACUGGCCAAAUGGAAGAAUCGUCACAAAGCUCUAGUACAUCUUCAAGUGAAAGUGAGCAAGAAUCACUCUGUAAUAAACCCUUCAAGAAUUACAGAAAAGGGGAGGGACUUAAAGUAACAGUAGAUUUCAAACGAGGAGAUUGCAGCUUGUCUGGCCAUGAGUCCCCCAUAUGUGCUGUGCUGGAUGAUGAAGACAGGCAGAAGACCUAUAAGAACUAUCCCAUCACGAAACCUAGAACAACUAUGCAUUCUAGGACAAUUAAGAACACGUGCCAUAAAGGCACACAAAGAUAUGUGGAAAAGUUUCUUCAAAAGUGGGAUGAUCUGCAUCAGACUAAGGAUGAUGUCACUCAGUCUUCAAUGGAUUUUGAAUAUCUAAUCUUUUCAGAAAAAAUGAAUGAUAUUCUCAAAUGCAGCAAGUCAGAAAGAGAGGAGGGAUUGAGCAUGCCCUGCAAGAGUCCUGUGACCAUACAGUUUUCAUGUUUAAAUGAACAGGAUGCAUCUGAAGAAAUGUGUGAUGCUCUUCCAGUGUUUUCUGAAAGCAAGAUUAAGGUUACUUUGCAUGAUCGGAAAGAGGAGAGGGAGGAAGGAUCUGGACAUAUGCCCUAUCGUCUCCAAAGGCUCUCCUGCAAGAGAGAAAGUGUAGCAGCUUGCUCAAAGAUUUCAGCUAUUGCAGCGGAAUGCGCAAAGUCGUAUUAUGCAAUGAUGAAGGAUGUUUGUACAAACAGAAGUACCACCAGGCAAACUGACAGGAUCAGGAAGCAGCAGGAUUCUCCAAAGCUCAGAACCAGUAAGCCUGUUGAACUUUGUGGAAAGAUGAAGGAGGAUUUGUUUGAGCGCCUUCACGAUAGUCUGAAUUCUGUGGUAAGAGAGGCAUGCAAGACGAAGUACAGAUUUUUUAUCCUGGUGACAUCAGAGGAUCCUUUUUUCAGAGAGACAAAGGACCUGCUGGAGAACGAAGGGCACAUCAGUGUGGAGCCAGAUCAGUUUGAUCUGGAGAACAGCAGACCUUCUUCUCCAUUACUUAUCAUUUUGAGGAAUGAAGACAUUUCUAAGCAUAUAUGCCAGGUUCCUCAUCUGCUGGAACUAAAGAAGUCAUCAAGUGUUCUCUUUGCUGGCAUUGAUCAACCAGAUGACGUUGUCAAUCUCACACAUCAAGAGCUGUUUGGCAAAGGGGGUUUUGUGGUGUUUGAAGGAACAGCCCUAAACAAACUGUCACUGGAGAACAUGAAAAAAAUAGUUGUCUUCUUGGAGGAGCUCAGCAAAAAGGGAAAGUGGAAAUGGUUUCUGCACUACAGAGACAGCCGGAGGUUCAGAGAAAAUGCAUGGUCACAUCAAGAUGUGCAUGAUAAGAAGCAUUUCCUGGAUUGCUGUCAAGAAGCAGGAAUGGUAGAAGUGCUUCCCUACCACGAGUGUGAUGUCAUCUCCCGGGAUCACCCGAACUACUUGCACUGUUUGAUCCGCCUCCAAGUUCAGAAUGCUGCCACACGAUUUCCAGUUUUCGUUACAGAUACUCCAGACAAAUCUUUUGGAAAGAAUGGGAUUUUGACAAUGAAUAUGAACACAUUCUCACAGAUACUUUCAAAUGAUUCAUGCACCAUUUCUUAAGUAUGAUACUGUAUAUAAGUAAAUAUAAUGUAAAAUACUUUUGUCAACUUUCUUCAUAAUUUAUUUUCACAGUUUUAAAAUGAGAAAUACAAAUGUUGUCAUCUGUAAAUAAUUUCACUUGAAAUAAAUAAUAAAUUCAGCUCAUGAAUAAAAAUGAGUCUUGAAUAUCUUAA